Molecule: messenger RNA, 1633 nt
Organism: Charadrius vociferus (killdeer)
Lineage: Eukaryota; Metazoa; Chordata; Aves; Charadriiformes; Charadriidae
Gene: NT5DC2
Product: 5'-nucleotidase domain containing 2
Exons: 14
Coding region: 1-1530 (509 amino acids)
Molecular function (GO): 5'-nucleotidase activity
Source: RefSeq, a predicted model, not a curated record
AUGAAGCUGCUCUCAGGUCCAGAACAAAAAGUUGAAACUUCAGUGAUCCUCUCAAUUUCCCUAACCUCUCCCUUUUCCCUUCUCUUAGAUCUCCUUCCACCAGGAGUCUGCAAUCUCCUCAACCCAGCCGCUAUUUAUGCUAACAACGAGAUCAGCCUGGGAGAUGUUGAGAUAUACGGCUUUGACUACGAUUACACAUUAGCACAGUAUUCUAAUUUGCUACACUCUAUGAUUUUCAACACUGCCAGAGACAUCCUAAUAGAACAAUUCAAGUAUCCAGAAGGGCUUGGGAAGUAUGACUACAUUCCAGGGUUUGCCAUACGUGGACUUCACUAUGAUGUACAAAAGAGUCUUCUGAUGAAGAUUGAUGCUUUCCAUUAUGUCCAGCUGGGGACGGCAUAUAGAGGGCUCAAACCAGUGCCUGAUGAAGAGGUAAUCGAACUCUAUGGUGGUACGCAGCACAUCCCCCUGUACCAGAUGAGUGACUUCUAUGGCAAGGGUCCAUCACUUAAGCAGUUUAUGGACAUUUUUUCUCUUCCUGAGAUGACACUUCUCUCUUCAGUCAUUGAUUACUUCAUAACUCAUGGCAUUGAGUUUGACCAGGUGCAUCUUUACAAGGAUAUAUCUGAUGCCAUUAGAGAUGUACACGUGAAAGGAGUGAUGUACAAAUGGAUUGAAAAAGAUCUGGAACAGUAUAUUCUGCAUGGGGAUGAAAUCUAUGCUGUGCUAAACCGCCUGGUGAACCACAAGAAGAAACUCUUCCUCAUUACAAACAGUCCCUUUAGCUUUGUGGACAAAGGAAUGAAACACAUGGUUGGCAAGAACUGGCGGGACUUAUUCGACAUGGUCAUUGUGCAAGCUGACAAGCCCAACUUCUUCACUGAUCGGCGGAAACCUUUUCGAAAACUGGAUGAUAAAGGCUCACUGCAGUGGGACAAAAUAAACCAGCUGGAGAAAGGAAAGAUCUACAAAGAGGGUAACCUUUUUGAUUUUCUGAGGCUGACAGGCUGGCGUGGGUCCAAAGUGCUCUACUUUGGUGACCAUCUGUACAGCGACCUUGCGGACCUCAUGCUGCGUCAUGGCUGGAGGACUGGAGCCAUCGUUCCUGAACUGGAGACGGAGAUUCGGAUCAUAAACACAGAGCAGUACAUGCACUCCCUGACCUGGCAGCAGGCUCUGACGGGGCUGUUAGAGAGGAUGCAGAUGUAUCAGGAUGCGGAGUCGAAGCAAGUAUUGCUGGAGUGGAUGAAGGAACGUCAGGAGAUCAGGUCACUGACGAAGAACCUGUUCAACCCCCAGUUUGGAAGCAUCUUCCGCACCUUCCACAACCCCACGUACUUCUCUCGACGGCUGGUGCGGUUCUCUGACAUCUACAUGGCUUCCAUCAGUUGCCUUCUGAACUACGAUGUGAAUUUCACCUUCUACCCUCGGCGCACCCCUCUGCAGCACGAAGCUCCGCUCUGGAUGGAUCAGCUCUGCACAGGCUGCAUGAAAACCCCCUUCCUGGAGGAGAUGGUGCAUAUCCGGUGAAGGGACAGGUACUCCGGGCAACAACACAGUGCGAGUCUCUACGUGGGGCCAGGCUGCUCGGCCAGCAGCACCUCUGUCUACCACUAAAGGGCGUUUGACACUU